AGUGAUCCGCGAGUAGCCCCGCCAAGUCAAUCUAUCGAUCUUAGAAAUUCGUAUUCAUUAGUAAAAUGUUCUCCAAACUGUCAGCACGCGGCUUUGCCACCCGCCUGAGCUACUUGGCGCAGAAGACGGCUGCCCAAGAGACCACCUCAUCUUCCGGACCCCUCUCCGAGGCGGUCUUCGCCCGGGAGAACAAGUACGGCGCCCACAACUACCAUCCACUCCCGGUGGCCUUAUCCAAGGGUGAAGGUGUUUUCGUCUGGGAUGUGGAGGGAAAACGCUACUUCGACUACUUGAGUGCCUACUCCGCAGUCAACCAGGGUCACUGCCAUCCGAAGAUCGUCAAAGCCCUAACAGAGCAGGCCUCCAAAUUGGCCUUGACAUCGCGAGCCUUCUACUCUGAUGUCCUUGGCGAGUACGAGGAGUAUGUGACCAAGUUAUUUGGCUUCGACAAAGUGCUGCCCAUGAACACGGGUGUGGAGGGUGGAGAAACUGCCUGCAAGUUGGCCCGUAAGUGGGGUUACCUGGAAAAGAAAAUUCCGACCAACCAGGCCAAGAUCAUUUUCGCACGUAACAACUUCUGGGGACGUACCCUUUCCGCCGUGUCCGCCUCCAACGAUCCCAGCAGCUACGAGGGAUUCGGACCCUUUAUGCCAGGAUUCGAGCUGAUUGAAUACGAUAAUCUGACAGCCUUGGAGGAAUCCCUCAAGGAUCCCAAUGUGUGCGCCUUCAUGGUGGAACCCAUUCAGGGUGAGGCUGGUGUGGUGGUGCCCAGUGAUGGUUAUCUAAAGAAGGUGCGUGAGCUCUGCACCAAGUACAAUGUCCUGUGGAUUGCCGAUGAAGUGCAGACGGGAUUGGCCAGGACCGGAAAGCUGUUGGCCGUAAAUUACGAGCAGGUUCAGCCAGACAUCCUGAUUCUGGGCAAAGCCCUUUCCGGAGGCUUGUAUCCCGUGUCUGCGGUGCUCUGUAAUGACCAGGUAAUGCUGUGCAUCAAGCCAGGAGAACAUGGAUCCACCUACGGAGGAAAUCCUUUGGGCUGCCGCGUAGCCAUGGCUGCCUUGGAGGUGCUGCAAGAGGAAAAACUGGCGGAAAAUGCCUUCAAAAUGGGUGAACUCUUGCGCGGUGAACUGUCUAAGCUUCCCAGGGAUGUGGUUUCGGUGGUGCGCGGAAAGGGUCUCCUCAACGCCAUCGUUAUUAAUCAAAAAUACGACGCUUGGCAGGUGUGCCUGAAGCUCAAGGAGAAUGGUCUUUUGGCCAAGCCCACCCAUGGCGAUAUCAUUAGGUUUGCUCCUCCUCUGGUCAUUAAUGAGACCCAAAUGCGUGAGAGCAUCGACAUCAUCAAGAAGACCAUUCUGUCUAUGUAGAUUUUCGGAUCAGGGCUGAUAUAUAGCUCGAAUAGCAUUUAAAGGAGUUUAAAAUAAGUUGUUUUGAAAGUCUGAAAUAAAUUACAAUUUUAAUAUUUUUUUAAAAGGAA
Messenger RNA from Drosophila eugracilis, 1471 nucleotides. It is a transcript of the gene Oat, whose product is annotated as ornithine aminotransferase, mitochondrial. Gene Ontology annotation, cellular component: cytoplasm. Bases 66 to 1361 code for a protein of 431 amino acids. NCBI's taxonomy places the organism in Eukaryota, Metazoa, Arthropoda, Insecta, Diptera, Drosophilidae. The record is from RefSeq and is a predicted model, not a curated record. The transcript has 3 exons. Gene Ontology annotation, molecular function: pyridoxal phosphate binding; identical protein binding; L-ornithine transaminase activity.